GGGAGGUUGUCCCUGCCCCCCACCUCCGCCUCCGUGGGCUAGUGACGCCCCUCAUCCCGAGGAGGGAAAGAGCUGUCAGGUCCUCGGGCCGCGAGCGAGGUCUCCGGCCCUGCCCGUGGGGGAAGGAAGGGCUCUAGCUCGCCCCAGUGCUCGCGCCGCGACCAUUCUCAUAAAAAGAGACCUGUUGCUUCAGUGUAGAAGAAUCCUGCUGCCUGGAGCCGGUGUGGGACUCUUGGCACCGGAGUCUCGGAAAUUGUUACCUAAAGCAGAGAUUUCCUAACGGGUCGUCUUUGCGUUUUACAGCGUUUGCUGUUCCAUGGAGGAAGGUGGGAGUCAAUCACUUUGACAAGUCUCCUGAAAGGAACAGCAGCAGGAGUUGAAACCUUUUUCCAUUUGGUCUCGUGGCAGAGGCAGAGAUUGCUCCAGCAGCUCCACACAAAUAUGACGUGCUCACUAUUGCCCUCUGAACAGUCUUCUGGCACCUCUUUUUUGCCUGAAGCAAGUGCCUCAUGUCCUUGGGGUUCCUUCGAUGAAGAUGACUUGGAUGACUCCUUGUUGGAGUUUUCCGAUGGAGAAGAAGACGAUGGCCAUUUCAGUUUCACAGAGGAAGAGAUCGAGAUGCUGUUGAAGGAUGACGGUGGGCAUGAUGAGUGCAGAGACAGACGGCGUCAGACCCUGCCUGGUACUCCUCAAGGAAAAUCUUUGCGCAGCUUGGGACCAGCAGCUGUGACCCCUGGCUUCUUCAAACUACCUCAAUUAAGUACAUCAAUUGGUCAUGGACCAACUCCUAGUAAAUCAUUGAACAGACACUUUGUUCUUGAAAAGAAUCUUAUAAAAGUAACUGUUGUUGCACCAUUUAAUCCAACAGUUUGUGAUCCUGUGCUUGAUAAGAACAAGAUCGAUUCCUUCAAAGAUACGGAAAAACCUGCCUCCCUUGGGGAACAGACGAGAGAAGAUGACCUUCAUCCUAAUGAGAGUAAACGUUGCACUGAACCUGAAGGGGUCAGUCCUAGUAACUCUGCUUGGGAUGGGCUCCUGCUUUCUUCUCCUUCAAACAAUAACAUCGAACAAACUGCUUCUGAUAAAAAUAUAUCUGAAAGUAAGAAACCUACCCCUGUGUUCUCUCAGAUCUCCAACCAUUCAGAGGUACCUAACAGGGGAUCAUCCUGGAAAAAUAGUGGAUCACAUAAAUCAGGGUGUGAAGUGAGAAAUCCAGUUGUGUCCAGUUCAUCGAACCGACAUGCCCCUGACAAGGACCCCGGGGAGGUGAAAGUGGAGAGAAGACUGGGCAAAGUCAUUCCUGUCCUGCAGACCAGAACCAGGAUGGUUUCACAGUCAGAUCUAGAAAAAAAGAAGGACAUUUAUCUCAGCAAAGUCAUUGCUCAUAUAGAAGACCCAGGGGAAGCCAACCAAGGUCCCUUGGGAGAGCUAGAUACCCUGAUGGAUCAAGUGCAUAUGCAGAACCCAGACUGGCAGCAUCCUUCGGAUCUCACUACACGAAAUUAUGCCCGGUUCCGACAGAAACCUCUACAAAGAUACAGUCUGAGUCAGUGGGUUGACAGAAACAAGCGGAGCCACCACCGUUUCCAGCGUCUCCCAGACUUCUCAUACAGUCCAUAUGUUUCAUCCCAUCAACAGUGACAGUCCUUACCCAGGGUCCAGUCCAGAGUAGCAUCUUAUUUUCCUCUGCUAUUUUUGUUUGUAUAUUUUGAGUUUUAUUCUUCACAAGAUUUCUAUUUAAAGAAUUUGUCACCUUUUGGAGAUGUUUGAAAAUGCCCGUUACUGUCUUAAUUUUUUUUUUAAAUGAGGAGCCUCCUGAUUUGUGUCUGUCUAUACAUGUUACAACCUCAGCAAUGUAGUUUUUUUUGGUUUUUUUUUCUUUCCUUCUUUUUUUUUUUUUUUUAAUUUAAGAUGAAGGUAGCUCCCUUUUGGAGGCCUGCAUUAAGUCAGAGCAUCCAGUCUUAAGUAAAAUACAGCUCUAAGCACAGUGCACUACCCCAAGGGAAUCAUCUUCCAGUCUGCUGUAAGGAGGGUUGCUGUGCAGGCCACAAGCCAGUGUUACUGUUGAUGACUCGUGAAUGGGGAGAAAGCACUUUUAACAGCUUCUCUUUUUAAAUUUGAGUCUCUUGAGUACUUGUCAGUAUUUUAAGGUUGGUAAUUCAGGACAUUUAAAAUAAGAUGGAGUAGGAGAAAAGUCCUGUUGAAAGGAUAGGUUAAAAAUGUAAAUCCUCUCCUUUCUGUACCUGUAGCCGCCUUUAUGUUUUUUAAUUAUUGGCUUUUUUCAUUCUCUAUUAACUAUACCUUCCUCACAGUGUUUGUCAACCUUACACAUUUUAACUGACAAAAGACAGCUGACUAACCCUUGUUGAAUACUCCAUAGUCUUGUGACUAGUUGGUUUCUCUGUCCCUUCAGGGAUUUUUUUUUUCUCUCUCACUUCCAGUGACCACUCCGCUCCUGGAUUUUUACAGGAGGUGUUCUUAUGUCCUGUUAGAUGUAGAGACGCCUUUCAGAGUACCCUCUGCUUACUGAAGAACUUUUACCAGAAUCUUGAUGGGCCAGUGCCAUCUAGAUGUCUGGGAAUCUUCAGUUUUAUGAGCAGAACCCCAAGUUUAUGUGUUGGUGUUAUUCAGGGGCCUCCUUCCUGAGAAGCCUUUGGAGAGGCCCUCUCCCUCUCUAGCUUUACACUCUGGAUGCUAGGAUUUGGUCCGACUCUUUCCAUUUCAUAUCAGUCCUCAAGAGCAUCUGGGGAAGUUAGGGUGAGCCCGUGCAUCACAGCGCUGCCUGCUUUUGAGUACGGUUUGGUAUUCUAACCAAAGCUGAAGGCUUUAUGUCUGUAUUAGUGGAUGUCUUACGGGCAGCUCUAGACAUCAUUUUGGGAAGUUUUACAGUAUGGUGUCAUGCUGCUAUUGUUCCCUUUGUGAAAGUUACUCAAGAGUUGUACAGCUGCUCUCUGGUUCUUUCAUCAGUCUCAUUUUUUUAUGUGGAUAGCCCAUCCUAAAUAUUCUACUCCACUUUAGAAAAGUGAUUUGGGGAAGGAGGUUUGAGACAGGGUUUCUCUGUGCAGCCCUGGCUGUCUUAGAACUCACUCUAUAGACCAGGUUGACCUCAAUCACUCAGAGAGAUCCACCUGCCUCUGCUUCCCAAGUGCUGGGAUUAAAGACAUGUGCCACCACCAUUUGGCUAGAAAAGUGACUUUGAUUUAGAAAAAUCUUGAUUUUUUUUUCCUCCCCAAGUCUUCAGUGGGUUUGGAUAAAUGUUUCCAAGUGUUUGUUGGUUUUAUCCAGUCAAGGAUUUUCUUUCUUACUAAUUCUUUUUAUGUGUGUCGGUCGGGAGGGGUUGUUUUAUUUUUGAGACUGGGUCUCUUAUAUAGCCUAGGUUGGCCUUCAUCAAUGUACUAUUUAGCCAAGAUAAUCUUAAACUUCCAAUCUUCUUGCCCGACCUCUCAAGUACUGGGAUUACAGGUGUGUAUCACUAUGUCCAGCAAGAAUUUUCUUUUUUUUUUUUUAAACCCCAAGACAGAGUUUCUCUGUGGAGUCCUGGCUGUCCCAGAACUCGCUCUGUAGACCAGGCUGACCUCAAACUCAGAGAUCUUCCUGUCUCUGCCUCAAGUACUGGGACUAAAGAUGUGUGCUACCAUGCCCAGCUUUUGACUUUUUUCCCCCCAGCAAGGAUUUUCUACUUGUUGGUUUAGAUCCUGUGACUAGCCCUUCAAAGGCAGUAGUCUAAUCUCCUCUCAGUUGGCAUAAUUAUUGUUUACUUGUCCAAGAUGCUGUAAAUUAGCCUGAUAGGAUGAGAUAUGCCAAAUAGUAGUCCACCUUUGGAACCAAAACAAAGUUAAAAUUUAAUCUAGCUGAAGUAGUAGCCCCACAGAUAGCCAGGGAGUGAAAUACAGCAUUUGCUUAGGAGAAAUCCGAGAUGCUGUUCUUCUCCUGGGACUGUGGGGUUAGAGACUGAAUGUAUAAUGGGAGCAUUGCCUUUGCCAAAUCAGAUGAGUGACAGGUUAACUAGAAAAAUGUGACAAUCACAUUUCCUCUAGCUCAGAUAAUUCUGUUUUUCCACAGUGUUAGCAGCCUAAUUGAAUCUGUUGGACUGGGGGAGGAGAGCUGUUCUCUGCUGGUUAACAUGGCAUUCUUUAAGGCGAAAAAAAAAGCCAAAGAAAACUCGUUAUCUGGCAUGUUGGCCUUAAAGAUGGUAAUGGGCAGAGUCCAGACUUUUAAUCUCUGCAUAUCUCUUACAUUAGAUUUGGUAUUGGCCUCUAAGUUUUGUAUUACGGAUUAAAUUCUUGCUGUAUUUUUAAAUUUGAAUAAGGGUUAUGUGCAUUUAACUCUACCUAGCUUUUAUCAUCCAUGAUGACAUUCCUAUCACAGGGGUCUUGACAAAGCAAAGUAAAAAUUUGCUAUUUAAAUAGUUCACUUGUAAGUAAGGAGUCUGAGUAGCCAGUAUUUUGGCAUCUGAUACGGCCUCUGUACUUGUCUUGUUGUUGGGAUCAAUUAUGAAACUGAAGUUUGGUGCCUC
Molecule: messenger RNA, 4516 nt
Organism: Arvicola amphibius (Eurasian water vole)
Lineage: Eukaryota; Metazoa; Chordata; Mammalia; Rodentia; Cricetidae
Gene: S100pbp
Product: S100P binding protein
Exons: 8
Coding region: 442-1641 (399 amino acids)
Cellular component (GO): cytosol; nucleus
Molecular function (GO): calcium-dependent protein binding
Source: RefSeq, a predicted model, not a curated record